Molecule: messenger RNA, 1032 nt
Organism: Recurvomyces mirabilis
Lineage: Eukaryota; Fungi; Ascomycota; Dothideomycetes; Mycosphaerellales; Teratosphaeriaceae
Exons: 3
Coding region: 1-1032 (343 amino acids)
Molecular function (GO): hydrolase activity
Source: RefSeq, a predicted model, not a curated record
AUGGACAAACUAGAUAAGUUGACACCCGACGAUAGCCGUAUCCGCCAUGGCUACGUCAACAGCAAUGGGCAUAAGUGGCACUACCUCGACGUCGCAGCCUCUACCCCUGAUGAACGAGGCCUUGUAGUCCUGAUCCAUGGCUUCCCAGACAUCUCCCUAGCCUGGCGCUACCAGAUCCCUAUGCUCUCCGCCUUGGGUCUCCGCUGUAUAGCACUCGACUGCAUGGGCUACGGUCUUACCGGCACCUCCUCGAACUUGAGAGACUUCGGGUACAAGAACCACGCCGAUGCCGUCGCAGCCAUUGCAAAAGAGGCUGGAGCUUCCCGCAUCAUCCUCGGUGGUCACGAUUGGGGCGGGCUGGUAGUCUAUCGGAUCGCGCAGUGGUAUCCUGAUCUUGUCAGUCAUGUCUUUAGUGUGGCUACACCUUUCUCGGCUCCGAUGGAGCAGUAUGUUAGUACUGAACAGCUUGUCAAUGGGCCCUUGCCACAGUUUGGGUAUCAGUUGCAAUUUGGUAGUGAGGAUCACAGGGUGGAGAAGGUUCUUCAGGGGAAGUCACUCAUUCGCAAGUUCUUGUCCGGCAUGUACGGAGGGAAGUUGGCGAGUGGGAAGACAGUCAUGGUGCCCGAGACGGGUGUGGAUCUUGAGGCUAUGGCGGAUGAGAAGGACGAGGUGAAGAUGACUGCGCUGUUGAACGACGAGGAGCUUGACUACUACGUCGAUCAAUUCGCGGUCAACGGCGUAGAAGGUCCCUGCAACUGGUACCGCCUUCGCAAAGUCAACUGGGAGGAUGAGAAGGCCAUGCCCGUUAGCCAACGAGCUGGUAUACAGCAACCUGUCCUUUUUGUACAAGCUACUUAUGACAGCGUACUGCGACCGGAAAUGAGCAAGGGCAUGGAGAAGGCUAUACCAAAUCUGACGAGAGGAGAAGUCCCGAGCAGUCAUUGGGCACUUUGGCAUAAUGGGAACAAGACUAAUGAGAUAAUCAAGGAGUGGUUCGAGGGAGUUGUGUUUGGUGGGAAAAGUAAGCUCUAA